CCACCCCACCCCGAGCGCGCGGAGACGGGGGUGGGUGGGGAAAGCUGAGGGAAACAACCGUCGCCGCCCCUUUGAUAGAGACCGAGCAGCAUCCUCGUCCUCCAGGGCGGGAAGACGGCUCUGAGGAGAGCGGGGCUGAGAAUCUGACAGCUUCUGGAUAGCAGUUCAGGCUUUCUACAGCAUGUCUGGCUCAGUAUGGAAUGAUGGCAUAUGGAUCUCAUCAGCAUACUAAAGUCACUUCACUUCAAGACAACAGCGACUUCAGAUAGAUGUUAAAUAAUAUAGGAGAGACCCCUGAGUCUUGUGGCAUCCCAUACAGAAGCAACCAAGGAUUCAAGUUCUGUUCCUCCAUAAUUAUUGACUGCAGCUGCUGAUUCAGUAAUACGCUAGAAUUUAAAAGAACUUCUAUGGGCAAUACAUUCUGAAGACACCUUUCUCUCAAAAAUUGGCCCUUCUGAAAUCAGUCUUUGUAGAAUAUUGCCAUUUAUCAUCCAGAAAGGAAUACACGAUCAGAAUUACAAAUGUCUACCACAAGACUAAAGUGUGAUAGGUUAUGUUCCUUACCAUAAGCACCCAUAAAAUGAGCUCCAUUGCAGACAGAGAUGAUGGCAGCAUUUUCGAUGGUCUCGUGGAAGAAGAUGACAAGGAUAAAGCAAAGAGAGUAUCAAGAAACAAGUCUGAAAAGAAACGCAGAGAUCAAUUUAAUGUACUCAUCAAAGAGCUGGGAUCCAUGCUUCCAGGCAAUGCUCGAAAGAUGGAUAAAUCCACUGUAUUGCAGAAAAGUAUUGAUUUUUUAAGGAAGCACAAAGAAAUCACUGCCCAGUCAGAUGCCAGUGAGAUUCGACAGGACUGGAAACCCACAUUCCUUAGUAAUGAAGAAUUCACUCAGUUAAUGUUAGAGGCUCUUGAUGGUUUUUUUCUAGCAAUCAUGACAGAUGGAAGUAUAAUAUAUGUAUCAGAAAGUGUAACCCCCUUACUUGAACAUUUGCCAUCUGACCUUGUGGAUCAGAGUAUAUUUAAUUUUGUCCCUGAGGGGGAACAUUCAGAGGUUUAUAAAAUACUGUCCACACAUCUGUUGGAAAGUGAUUCAUUGACCCCAGAAUAUUUAAAAUCAAAAAAUCAACUGGAGUUCUGUUGCCAUAUGCUCCGAGGGACAAUAGACCCUAAAGAGCCACCUACAUAUGAAUAUGUAAAAUGCAUAGGAAACUUCAAAUCCUUGAGUAACAUGCCUAACUCUGCACAUAAUGGUUAUGAAGAAACCAUCCAACGACCUCAUAGGCCUUCGUAUGAAGACAGAAUUUGCUUUGUAGCUACAGUUAGGUUAGCUACACCUCAAUUUAUUAAGGAAAUGAGCACAGUAGAAGAACCUAAUGAAGAGUUCACCUCCAGGCAUAGCUUAGAAUGGAAGUUCCUUUUCUUGGAUCACAGGGCUCCACCAAUAAUAGGCUAUUUACCAUUUGAAGUGUUGGGGACAUCAGGCUAUGAUUAUUAUCAUGUGGAUGACCUGGAAAAUUUGGCAAAAUGUCAUGAACAUUUAAUGCAAUACGGGAAAGGGAAAUCCUGCUAUUACCGAUUCCUCACAAAAGGCCAGCAGUGGAUUUGGUUGCAGACUCAUUACUAUAUCACUUACCAUCAGUGGAAUUCUAGACCAGAAUUUAUCGUGUGUACACACACGGUAGUAAGUUAUGCUGAGGUUCGAGCAGAAAGGCGGCGUGAACUUGGCAUAGAAGAAUCUCUGCCAGAGAUUAUAGCAGAGAAAAGUCAGGAUUCUGGUUCUGACAAUCAUAUAAAUACAGUGAGCCUCAAAGAAGCACUGGAGAGAUUUGAUCGCAGCCCCACACCUUCUGCCUCCUCUAGGAGUUCCAGGAAAUCUUCUCAUACUGCCGUUUCGGAUCCUUCAUCAACACCAACGAAGAUGACAAUGGACACUAGCACUCCUCCAAGACAAAAUUUAUCAGCACAUGAAAAGCCUGCACAAAGGAGAGCUUCGCUUGGUAACCAGUCUUUAAAUUCUCAAUCCGUUGGGCAGCCUCUGGCACAACCGAUGAUGACCCAGCCUGCAACUUUACAACUUCAGCAAGGCAUGUCUCAGCCAAUGCUUCAGUUUUCUGCUCAAUUAGGAGCUAUGCAACACUUAAAGGACCAAUUGGAGCAAAGAACACGAAUGAUAGAAGCAAACAUCCAUCGCCAGCAAGAGGAACUGCGAAAAAUACAGGAACAACUUCAGAUGGUCCAUGGACAAGGUCUCCAGAUGUUCUUGCAGCAAUCUACUCCGGGGUUAAACUUUGGGUCUGUACAGCUAGCUUCUGGAAACGCAUCAACUAUUCAACAGAUCACACCUAUAAGCAUGCAAGGCCAGGUUGUUCAGACCAACCAGAUCCAAGGUGGCAUGAACAGCGGACAUAUUGGUUCUCAGCACAUGAUGCAGCAACAAUCUCUGCAAAGUACCACAGCACAGCAUAAUCAACAAAACAUUCUCAGUGGGCAUAGUCAACAGACGUCUCUAAGCACUCAAGGCCAGAACACGCUAUCGGCCCCAUUAUACAACACUAUGGUAAUUUCCCAGCCGGCUCCAGGAAAUGUAGUCCAGCUUCCUUCAACUCUACAGCAGACCAAUAACCAGAAUGCUGCCAUCACCACAUUUGCCCAGGAUAGGCAAAUCAGAUUUUCCCAAGGCCAACAGCUUGUGACAAAAUUAGUGACUGCGCCUGUAGCAUGUGGAACAGUAAUGGUCCCAAGUACCAUGUUUAUGGGGCAGGUGGUGACUGCUUAUCCGACUUUUGCUGCACAACAGCAACAGCAGCAGCAGCCACAGACAUUAUCAAUACCGCAGCAACAGCAGCAGCAACAAGAACAGCAGCAGCAGCAACAGGAGCAGCCCCAGCAGCAACUUGCUUCAGUUCAACCUCCAGCUCAGGCUCAGCUGACUCAGCAUCCUCAACAGUUUUUACAGACAUCCAGAUUACUUCAUGGAAAUCAGUCGACACAACUGAUUCUUUCUGCUGCUUUCCCACUACAACAAAGCACUUUUGCCCAGUCGCAUCACCAGCAGUCUCGGUCACAGCCACCGCGACACAGAGCUGACAGCAUGACGGAGGCUUCUAAAGUGCCACCCCAAUAGUGUGGGGGCUUUGCUACUGGGAGCAAGACUGGCAGGGGAACUGCUCAGUUUGUAAUUGCACUGGAGACGGUGAGAUAGGAGUCGACAGAUUUUGCAAUGCACAGUAUUGAAAUUCUUUUAACUGUCUGGAAUGUAUCUGCUGAAGAAAAUUGGACAGAGUGCUAUGGGAGUUCCAAUAGGUGUAAAGCUGGAGGAGAUGACGGGACAGGGACAUGCUGACCUUUGCCAGGAAUGUAAUUGCUCUGGUUUCUGUGUUUGGCUUUUCUUCAACGGCCAUGAGUUAAUUUGUCCAGAUCAAAGUCAAAAUGUUCAGUGGACUAAACAAGAUACUUACAAUUAAGUUUGCUCAGAUUAAGUGUUAUGAUGGACAUGCUGUUGCUACAGCUAUUUAAGUAUGCCUGCAAUUAUGCUCCAAAGCAAAGUUAAUUUUUUUCAUAUUACAGGACAGUAAAUAUUUUCAAAAUAUUGAAUGGAAUCUAUCUUCAUUGUACAGAUACUGUAAAAUACUGUGUAUAUGUCUGGUAAAAAGCAAGAGAGCAGGAUAUUUUAUAUGAUGCAUGGAACUUGGUUUGAAUAUGUUUUUUCCCCAAAAUUUCACCAAAUGUUCAAACUACUGUUUUCAUCUGUUUUAUACCUGUUUGUCUUCUCCAUCAUGGAAUCUGUAACCUGCACGAUCAUUUAUUCUCAUCUGUAAUGUGGGCACAAUCUCCUGUUCGUGGUUUAUGUGUAAUGUCCAGUUUGUUCCAUGAGGUGAUAGUGCGUUCAGGUUUGUGGAACUUUUUGCAAGUUAAAUUAUUGAUGAAACUCUUUGAACUGUGGGGGUUCAAGGCAUUCAAUUUCAUAAAUACCAUUUGUCAUGUAUCAUUUCAUGAAUAUUUUUUUCUUUGGAAAAAAAAUAGGAAUUUGCACUGCUCUGUUUUUGAUGGUUUGGAAUUUUGAUUCCCCAAAGCUGUCUUUUGAUAUAAUACAUAGUUGCAAAUAUUUAUGUAAAACAUAUGGUUUAAAAUAGGAACAUAAUUUUCACAAAUGACUCAAAUAUAGGAAUAAUUUGCACAAAAUAUAUUUAAAUUUAAUAAUUGUAGGCACUUUUUAACUUCUCUGCCGUGGGAAAUGUGAUUUCGGAAUUUGUUGGAAUCUUUUUAUUCUCCUGUAAAAUGUUAACCUUUAUUUAAUCAGAGAUAAUUCAGGGUCAUUUGAAGCAGAACAAAUAAUAAAACCUCCACAGUGCCUUGAUUUUGAUUCAGGUAGUAGUGCUAAACAUACUGAAUUACAUUAUCUAGAAUUUAUGAUCGUAUUUGAAAUUUUAGUUCACUGACAAAACAUGCUUCCUAGAUAAGUCUCUAUUGUAGUUGUACAUAUAAGUAUUUUAAAAACUGUACAAAUUGACAAUUGAAAUGUUUUUAAAAUGCUGCGCUCUCCUUCUCAACCAUUCAGUAAGGGGAUAGCUGCAGUGUAAUUACUCACAUUUCACAAUUUGAAAUUAUGCAUUUAAUUUUUUUCUAAAUUUAUGCCAAAACAUGUAUGUGAGUAACAACACAACUAACUCGUAAAGCAAUUUAAAUUGAGUUACCUGAAAUGAGGUGGAAUACCUAAAUAAGAUAUAAAGGGAUAACAUUGUAUUAAGACUUCAGAUGACAAAUUCACUUCAUAAAGAUAAUAAAAAGAUCCAACUGAAAUUCUGUACAGAUUUUUUAAAAAAAUGUUUUAAUAUAUUUUAUGGUACUAGUUUUAAAAUCCACGUCUGCAGAGCAAAAUAAGUUUGAAAAGACUUAUAAAUUGGGCAUCUAAAAGAAAAAAAAAAAGUAUUGGAAUCUCUGAAUCAAGAAAGAUUGGGUAAUAAAGAGGAGCUUUAUUAAUGUAACCAAAGUUAUAGUGAAAGCCGCAAAGAAUGUAGUGCUGUUUGGACAAAGAAACAUCUUGGUAGAAAAUACCAAAUGUUUUAUCCUAAGGUUAAUUUGAAUGCUAUUCAGGUAUCAUGCUAAACUAUCAGCUUAUCUUAGUUGAAAAUGUGCCCGUGUACAUCUACUGACUAUUUUUUAAGUGGUAGAUAAAUUGAGUGUAACAUUCAUACGAAAGAUUCUGCUUUCAUCUGUCAUGAAGAAAUCAGAGAAUGAAGCCAUAAUUUGUUUAAAUGCCAUCCAUGGCUUUAUUUCUUAGUUUUUCUGGGAAACAUGCUAGGCUUGCCCACAAUGUGGGUUGACUGUAGCCGCAUUUAUGACCGCACCAGUGGCUAUGCUUGAGCAUGUUUGUUACUAAGGCAGGCAUAUGGUUUAAUGUGAUAUGUGAAUGGCUCCUUCAAGUUUUUUCCAUUGCUAUAGCCUUAUAUGGUUUCAGUCCUUCCUUCCCACCCCAUGCAUCAUUCAACCGUUUUAAUAGUUUGUACCGUAAUCAAAUUUUUAAGGUUUAUUUUUAAAGAAUCAAAGAACCAAAGAAUUGGAUUAAUCCUAUUCCCUCUUGGCAAAUACUGGAAACCAGUAGGUAGCUUACAUAGGAAACUACGUAGCAUUAUUAUCUACAUACAUAAGAAAUGUGGAAAUAGUUCUAUGAAUUUAAUUGCCAAUAACUCUGUUCUGCCGUAACUUGUUUGUUGUAAUCCCAAGCCUGGCUGUGUUGAACAAAGAUCUUUGUAUGUAGUAAAUGAUUGUCUAGUUGGGCUUGAAGCUGUUUAGAAUAUUAUAGCAUUAAAUAAGACAAUUGGGAGGGCUUUGGAAUUGCUUUAUAGAUCAGGGUUUUAGCCUAAGAAUGCAGAGCAACAGUCAUGGGCAGUUUAUUUGGUAUAGAUUUUCUUUGUAAUUUUUAUUGAGAAAGAACACAUCUACAGUAUCAGUAGAUGUGACAUGUAUUUUUGGAGGUUAUAUAAAAGGUAAUGGAAGAAAAGUAGUAAGAAAGUAAAAAAAAAAAUUACUAAAGAUUUUUUUUGUCUACAGCACUCCAGACAUACUUCAGUGAAACAAAAAUAUUUUUUUUUUAGAAGGUAGGUUGGCAUUUAUGUUUAUCUUCUGGCUGAUGACUUUGUCUGAAGAUCUUUUGCUUCCGUGGAGUGUCAGUGUGCCCUAAGUAGCAAAAAGAUCCAGUUUUCUCAAGGCUAACUUUUAAUCUCAGAAAUCGUUUGUAAGCGUGGUUAUUCCACCGUCUGUGAUCUAGUAUGGCCAAAUGUCUCUGCUGGGGGAGGCAGGGUGGGUGUUGUGGGCACGAGGAGUUAGGAGUUGCCGUUGUGGGUAUUGCACUUAACCUAAGGCAGGGGUGGGCAACCUGUACAGGGUCAGGGACCACAGUACAGCUUCCUGAUCUGCUGGAGAGCUGCAGGAGGCCUUCCGUUGACAUGGAGAAAUGGGCUGGCCUUUGGAGGGGCAGUGUUUGAGUGGGAAGUGGGGCCAGGAGAGCUCUGGGAGGCAGGUUCCCUUCCCACCAUCAAACUCUGCGACCGUGCCAAAAUGCAUUCGUUUUGAGGCCAGUUUUUGGCAGUGCAAUUUUGGCCCCUUUUUCAGGGUGGUUGGAUAGUGUGAAGGGUGGGAAUGGGAACCUUUUGCUUCCAUUCCCAUUCUUUUUUUGGGGGGGGGGGGAAAGGAAAACUUGCUUUGGCAAAAUCCAGUCGUUUUGCCAUUGAAUUUCAGCAGUGCCGCUGCAGAGAGGUUACAAAUGAGUUCCUGGGAGUGGCAAGAUGCCAACCUCUGUGCCGAAGCAACCGUUGAACAAGGGGUAGGAAGCCUGACAAAGUGCUGCUGAAAGGGAGAAGGGUAGUUUAGGUUUGCUUACAUUUGUGGGGUUGGGAGGGUAAGGAAGACUCCAAGAUGAGCUUCUGGGAAUUCUAGAGGGAAUCAUACAAAUAUUUUUGAUAUUAUAUUUAAUAUAUAUAUAUAUACACAUAUAUACUAUAUUUCUACACAUAUUAAGAGAAUAUAGUCAGCACUCUCCAUAUGCCUUCCAUUAUUUUUAUGUAGAAGUUUCCUUGCUGGUGCAAUGAAUUAUUCCAGUCUGUCACAAUCUGUAGGCUUCCUGCCUGCUGCCAGCUGACAAGAAUAAAAAUGACUGAACAUCCACACAAGUCCAGAGCUGUCAGAUAAAAUCAUGUUAGUUGCUUAAGAAUCUGUCAGAAAAGGUAAUCCUUGUUAACCACUGUGGCUAUAGAGUCACUGGGAUUGCGAAGAGAUGGAGGUAACCGCAUUUAGGGUGGGAUUUGAAAUAAUAAAAUAUUUUUUAAGUGGAAAGAGUCUUGCCAAGAGACCAGAACCUAAAAUAUAAAUAAUGAUGCACCUGGGUAGAUUGGCAAGUCAAAAUUGCUUUUUCUCUGAAAUGCCACACACUUUGUUUCUGCAAGUGGUGAUCACUCUCCUGUAAUACUUGAGUAUGAUAUUAAAUUAGAUAGGCUAAAAUGUGCGCAAAUAUAAGCACUUUAUUGGGGGGGGAGGGGAAAUCUCAUUUUGAAAUAUGAUUUAUUUAGGCAAUGGGACUGUUCACAGAAGAAAGGGGUGGGGUCAGAAUGUAGAAGAGGCAUUGCUGGAAAAUGUUUCUUAACAUUUAGGCUUAAGUCUAAAUACGUGAUUAUGCAGACAUGUAGUAUCGGUUGGCUUUGUACGGAUAUAAAUAAAUACCUAAGCUUUUUUCAGAACUGAUUUUUUUUUUAAAAAAAUAAAUAAAUGUUGCACAAUUGCCAGAGAAUUAUCAACGGGAGGCUUUCAUAUAAUUCUAAGUGGUCCUUAGGAUUAAAUGUGAAGAGGGUUUACAGAUGUGGCCUUUAGUAGAUUGCUUCAGUCACAGGUAUAAUUUGUAUUUUUUAGUGAACACCCAUUUUUGUUGUGUAUGUUUGUAGGUGUGUGUGAUUUUUUUUUAAAAAAAAAUGUUACUGUGUCAUGUGAUGUCAGCAUGCAUGUCAAACUCCUAAAUCAAUUGUCGGAAAUGUAUUGUUGAGAGAUGUAUGUGACGAGACAAGAAGGCCCAGAGGGAGCCGAUUUGAUUUGGAAGAGGGGACGCGUGGUUUCUUCUUCCCUAGCCCCCACGUUAAAAAAAAUUGGAGAUGUUUUCAGAUGUAUACAAUUGUUUGAAGUUGAAUGUUGAACAGUCUGAGCGAGACAAGCUUUGAGAGACAUUUUUAAAAACAUAAUUUGGUUGCUUAUGAAACUGAAUAGUUUAUUGAUACAUAUUUUUUUAACACUACAUUCCUCUGUCUUUAAUAAACAAGUACUUUACAGUCUAUGUUGCUACGCUUCAUGCUUUCUCAUCUGCAUGGGUAUUGCCAGCAGCAUGAUCGGCCGUAUUGCUUAAAAGAUAUUGUACCUGCCAGUAACACACAAACAAAGCAAAAUGAAACACUGUGUAUGAACAAAAUACUGUGUUGCCUGAUAUACAGAUCCCAGCUCUAACUGAGGUGCUGCACUAGUAGACAAUCAAAAUCUAUGGAAGACUUUGGGGUGGGGUGGGGUAUGUUCUUAAAAGAUACAGCUGCUUUGAAAGUGUUUUUUAUUCUUAAAAGUAUUUAUUUUUUAAAUUGUCUAAUUGGAUACUUUUCAGUGUUGAUUUCACAUUGUCUUCGUUUUGCAUUUUUAAAAUUUGGCAUUAGAUUUGUAUAUGUAGGAAACCUGUGUGAUUUUCAUGAUCUGACAUCAGGAACUGUAGAUAUGGAUCCUUAGUGUUCAUGUGAUCAUUUACCAAGUGUCAGUUUUUAACUGAAUAAACAUAACAUUUGAAAUUUC
Molecule: messenger RNA, 8811 nt
Organism: Pantherophis guttatus
Lineage: Eukaryota; Metazoa; Chordata; Lepidosauria; Squamata; Colubridae
Gene: CLOCK
Product: clock circadian regulator
Biological process (GO): regulation of transcription by RNA polymerase II; circadian regulation of gene expression
Cellular component (GO): nucleus; cytoplasm; CLOCK-BMAL transcription complex
Molecular function (GO): protein dimerization activity; E-box binding; DNA-binding transcription factor activity, RNA polymerase II-specific
Source: RefSeq, a predicted model, not a curated record